This is a messenger RNA of Amborella trichopoda, 1443 nucleotides long. Lineage: Eukaryota; Viridiplantae; Streptophyta; Magnoliopsida; Amborellales; Amborellaceae. The record is from RefSeq and is a predicted model, not a curated record.
AAUUUUUCAGGCAUUGGCAAGAAUUUAAGCGCUAUCCCCUUUUGCCCUUCCCACUCUCUCUCGUUUUCUAUUUUCAGUCUCUCGGUUCGCCAUUUACAUUUUGCCACGCAUCUGAUAUUUGGCAAGGGAUUUGGUGCAUAAUCUCCUGCCAAUUUCUCGUGACCAGAGAAGAAGCUCAUCCGUCUUCAUUCCCUUCCAAUUCUCAUGCGCCAUAACCCUCCAUUUCAUCUUCUCUCCGAAGAGUUCUCCUUCUCUCGUAUUUGCUCAGAAUCUUCAUAUUCUCUCUUGCUUCAUCAGGUAUCUCUCUCUUCAUCAGGCUGCAAUUGUAACAUGUCAAGCCCUUGCUCUUGUAUUCGCAAGCGUCCAGUGGUGUCAACUCAAGCUUCUCCUCUCUUGGGGUUUCCCGCACGCAGGCCACAGAGGAAAAGCAGAAGCUCUCUGCGUUUCAAUUGGAGCUCCAAUGGUCUUGUUUCUCUCUCAAAUACUUGGAACAAGAGAUGGAGAUUAAAUUGUUCUAACCACCCGGAGUCGUAUGAUUUGAACAAUGACAAGUCCGUUGAAGACAUUGAAAUUGAAUCAAAUAGUCAUGGUUUGGAUGAUUCAAAAGAGGAGAAAAACCAGUGGCUUCGGAGACUUAGAAAGCUACUAGAUGCAAACCACAGAAUAUUACAAGGUGAACCAUGGACAGUGCCAUGGACUGCAGAGACCAUCCUCCAGGUCAUGUUUUUGUGGAUUGCUUCUUUUUGGCUAGUUGGGUCAUGGAUUGUACCAUUCAUCGCCCAUGCAGCAGGUGUAAACAAAGAAGCUCUGACAUAUAGAGGCCAAGCUCUAUACAGUCUCUUAACCGACGUGGUUGAGGGCCUCACAGGGAUUGUCAUCCUCCAUCGAUGCCUUGCCAGGUUCAAGCCCCUGCCUGCUCAUUGGUUCUCCUUCACACUUAAAGGGAGUUGGCACAUUGACGUGGGCUUGGGUUGCCUCCUAUUCCCAUUUGUUAAUUGCCUCUCUCAAAUCAACCUCAAACUCCUUCCUCUUCCAAACCCCGUUUCAGCUUCAAGCGUUGAGAGAUCGAUAAUGGCUCGUGAUCCAGUGGCCAUGGCCCUUUAUGCCAUAGUGGUCUCGGUUUGUGCACCAAUCUGGGAAGAGAUUAUAUUUCGAGGGUUUCUAUUGCCAUCUUUGACCAGAUACAUGCCGGUUUGGUGCUCAGUGGCCAUGAGCUCAUUGGCCUUUGCAGUGGUUCACUUCAAUUUGCAGAGAUUGUUGCCACUUGUGUUUUUGGGGGUGGUGAUGGGGGCAGUUUUUGUGAGGUCGAGGAACCUCCUUGCAUCGAUGCUAUUACAUAGCCUGUGGAAUGGAUUUGUGUUCUUGGAUCUGAUGAAAUAGUGUUAUGAUAAAAUUAUUUAAGAAAAUGAAGUGUUAGGGAGUGAAAUUGUUGUGCCUGCUUUA